Messenger RNA from Dromaius novaehollandiae (emu), 2275 nucleotides. Its product is annotated as NACHT, LRR and PYD domains-containing protein 1b allele 2-like. Gene Ontology annotation, cellular component: canonical inflammasome complex. Bases 426 to 2006 code for a protein of 526 amino acids. Lineage: Eukaryota; Metazoa; Chordata; Aves; Casuariiformes; Dromaiidae. The record is from RefSeq and is a predicted model, not a curated record. Gene Ontology annotation, biological process: innate immune response; regulation of apoptotic process; inflammatory response. The transcript has 16 exons.
AGGUGGGAUUGAUCUCGGCCAGCUUUUGUGGUGGGAUCGACCUUUUCCAGCCUUCCGGGUGAGAUCUUCCUUCUCCUCUGGCUCUCCAGGUGGGAUUUGGCUUCUUCAGCUCUCCUGGUGGGAUUCACACCUGUUCUUCCAGUUCUCCUGGGGGGAUUCAUCUCCAACUCUCCUGGUGGGAUUCAGACUUGAUUUUUUAGGUCGCGUUUAUCAUCUUCAACUCUUCAGGGUGCGGAAGAGCUGCUUGGACCCCCCUAGUUGGAGCAGCUACCUUUCUCCUCCUGGCUGUGUCCCAACAAGUGACGUCCACCUCCUUGCACGUGCGUUUUCCGAGGAACGAAACGCCCUGGAGCCGCGGCUCGGUUUGACCUAGGUCACUUGGAGAAGGAGACGGGACUUCCCAUGCCGAAAGCGGGGCAGGAAUAAUGGAAAUGAGCAGAAGCGACAAACAGUGCUUUUCUCUGGUGCCAGACAGAGAAGCAGAAAUCCACGGACAAGCUGAAGUUGCGUCCUGGAUGCAGCAAGAUGCGGCGCUCAUGGAGAUGUCCAGGUUUGGCUUUUCAUCCAGCUCCGAGGAGGACUCAUCUGAUCCCGAUGUUUCCCUGGUGGCCCGACGCAGGGAGGAGGAUGGCUGUGGCCGCUGUCAGAGGGACAAGUGUCUCCCAGAAGCGACUGUGCCAGAGAUCAUUUGGGAUGAGGGUGGCAAGAAAGCCUACAGAGUUUCCCUCCCCGGUGCCGGCUCGUUCCGGUGCGCCGAGACCGAUCUGUGCUUCGACGUGAAGGCGGCGGUCACCCUGAGCUACGAGUACGGCUCCUGGCAGCAGCACCUGCGGGGAGGCGACGCGAAGAGAUGGACCUUCGUCGGCCCGUUGUUCAACAUCCGGGCGGAGCCGGCUGGCGCCGUGGGUGCCGUCUACCUGCCACACUUCGUGUGCCUCAGAGGCCAAGGAGACACUUCCAAGAUGCGAAUUGGCCAUUUCGUUGAUGGGAAGCUGGUCCUGGAGACGCCGGCGAGGGUGAAGCCAUUCCACGCGGUGCUGGAAAACGCCAGCUUCUCCUUUCUGGGGGUGCUUUGGAGGAAGAUAGCUUCAAUUCUCCAUUUUCCUAUCCACUCCCUUGUGCUGAUCUACCACGCCACCAGGAAGGAACCUGUCACCCUCCAUCUCUACUUGAUCCCCGAUGACCGCUCCAUAAAGCAGGCAAUUGAAGAGACAGAGAAGAAGUCCAUGUCCUACCGGGUGGAUAAACCGCCUUUGACCAAACGUGUCAACUGCGGGAGGUCCUACGUUGUUUCUGGCUCCGCACCCAUAGCCAUACAACCCAAGAUCCUGGACUUCCAUCUCAGAGGGGCAGAUAAGCAGCAGAUCUUCAGUGAAAUCUACCUUAGUGUCAUGGUAGAGGAAGUCAAACUCAGCUUGAAAGACGAAGAGAGGGACAAGUGCAUGUGGCACGCGGUGCUGCGAAGAGGUAGGUGUCUCGCGUCCUUUCCCCUCCAGCAUGGUGAAGCUGUGAGAUGUCCCAAGGAGGGAAGUCUGGUGCCCGAGUCUUUUCAGACAGAAGCAGAACCUUCAAAACGUCUUUUUCUGCUGGCUGCAGAAGAAACCGAGGGUGACGAGCUCGAUCGAGACAUCGCACCCAGCGGGGCGGGCGCAGAUGCCCCGCGCGCCAGUUGCCGGCCCCCCAGAUCGCGGCGCAGCCAGCCAGGCUGGGCAGACAGAGGACAAAUCCCAGGAGCCUCCGCGACGACGACAGAGAAGCACUUCCUGGAUCUGCACCGAGUGGAGCUGAUCAACCGCGUCGUCGAAGUGAAGGGCGUCCUGGACCUCCUGCUCGGGGAUGUUCUGGACUUCGAGCAAUACCAAAGGAUCCUGGCGGAGAAAACGUCCCACAGCAGGAUGCGCGAGCUGUUCAAGCUGAUGCCGAGCUGGACUCCCUGGUGCAAGGACCGCAUCUACGAGGCCCUGAAGGAGAAGCACCCACACCUCGUCGAAGAUCUUGAGAAGUAACCAAUGCUGCUCCUCAAUACGGUCUUUCGUGGAGGAGCAAAGUCCCUCAGGCAGCUCACAAGUGACCUCACCAAUGGCAGCGUCACCGCAGGAUCAACGCCUUGCUGAGGACGGAAAGCACCUCUGGAGAUCACCUACCCCCACCGCCUUUUUUAUAGCAAGGUCACUUAGAACAGGUUGCCCAGGACCAUGUGUGGUCGCAUUUGGAAUAUCUCCAAGAAUGGAGACUCCACAACCCCCCUGGGCAACCUGGUCCAGUGUUUCCAUCA